Messenger RNA from Theobroma cacao (cacao), 3552 nucleotides. Lineage: Eukaryota; Viridiplantae; Streptophyta; Magnoliopsida; Malvales; Malvaceae. The record is from RefSeq and is a predicted model, not a curated record.
AAUCAAAGAAAAUAAAAGAAUGUGGGUUAUAUGGUGGAUAUUGCUGCAAAAGAAAAACCAGACCUUCCAUGCUGAAGGGUGAGAGAGACAGCAAAGAGAUUGAGAGAGAAAGAGAGAGAUGGUGUGAUAAAGGAGGAGGUUUAAGGGAGGGUUUUAGGUCCACCAACUGGUAGUUAGAGAUAGAACUCCUUAACCAAACAUAUCCUCAACAACAGCCAAAGGAGAAGAAAAAAGAAGAAGAGGAAGAAAGGGAAGGAAGAAAGAAAGCAAUAGUGGAAGAAUUUGAAAGAAGAAGCAAAAAGAGAGAGAGAGAGAGAGAGGAGGUCAAGUACUACCAACUACUACAACUGGGUUUCAAAGCAAGAACCUCAAAAAGCAAAAAAAGUUUCUUCUUUUAUCUCCAAAAAGAGGAAACUAUUUUUAAGAAGAGAAAAAUAGUUAGAAGAGGGAAAGCUAUCAUCUUUUGAAGGGGAGAGACACAGAGAGAGAGAGAGAGAGAGAGAGAGAGAGAGGAGGUAUAAGGUUCAAGUUUGAGUGAAUCUCUCACGUGGGGUUUGAUGGAAAUGAUGGAUAGAGAAUAUAUGAUUAGCAAAAAGGAGCAAAAAAAAGUGAUAUAAUUCAUUGCUCUUUUUCUCUCUCUCUUUGAGUUUGAAUUAUUAUUAUCAUUACCUUUUAUUUCUAUCAGCAAACUGAAAAGGCUCUUUUUUUUGGGUUUAUCUCUGUUUUGAUAUUUUUAUUGUGGUAUGUGCAAAAAUUUCGAUGAAAAGUGAAGUGUUGGGUGGUUGUUGUUCUGGGUUCUUGGGAUCGCAAAGUGUUUGGUUUCUGAAGGAUUUUGUUAUCAGCAGCGGAUCGGGUGGUGUCUUUGAGAAUUCCUGUUCCCCACAACUCCCACAAGUGUUACUGGUUUCAAGACGAUUGCUGUGUUGAAUGCUUUGCUCACUAGUAAAGCAUCCAUUCAUGAUAGAAACUGAUAAUUGUGAAAUGUCAAGAAGCUUAACCUGUGACUUUUACAAACUUGGAUAAAGAUUAUACAUCUUUUGAGAUUAUGUAUUUGGAUGAGAUUUCAGUUCAUGGCGCAACUGUGUAAUCUGACUUGAACUGGGGGCCAGGAAAGUUUCAAGAUUGAGAGAAAUAUGGCUACGUAUUACACUGGUUCCAAUAAUCAAAGAGAUACCGCUUCAAUGAUCUAUUUAAGAGAAUCGAUGCCUGGUUCAUAUCCAGAGGCACCAGUUCUUCCUGUUAAUACUAUGAUGUAUAUGAAUUCUGGUUCAUACUCAGACGCAUUCGCCGGGAAUUCUCAGCAACAAAAUAACUGCAUUGAGAUUCAGGCUGUGGAAGCUUCAGAUUCCACUUCACAGCAUCAAGAAAUCUUGUCAAACCUUGGUGGCUCCCGAGUUGGGGUGCAUGAUUUUGGUACUUGGAGGGAUGGUAGAAACGAAAUGCUAGUUAUGCAUCCAAUGGGUGGUCCUGCCAGCAUCCUCCAUGGUGGUCAAAGCUUGCAAGGGCAAGGACUGUCCCUUAGCCUUGGCACCCAAAUUCCCUCUGGAAUUCAAAUGCCUUCCAUGCCCUAUCGAAACCCCAAUUCAGGGUUUGCUUCAUUCUUGAGUCCAAAUCAAUCACUUACCGGAGAGGGUGGCAGCAGGAAUAGCUCUUCUAGAGAUGAACAGUCAAGAAAUGCUGAAUAUCUGGCACCUGGUUUUUCUGGAGGUAACCAAGAUUCAAAUAAAGGGGAUAUGUCUGCAUAUGGGAUGUCGAGUAUUGCAAGAACUAUUCCUAAUUCCAAAUAUCUCAAGGCAGCACAACAGCUGCUUGAUGAAGUUGUUAAUGUUCGAAAGGCUCUAAAGCAGCCUGAUGGAGAGAAAAACCAAAGCUCACAAGACCGGAUGAAGAGUUCCACGGAUGAUGAUAGGGGAUCAAAGAAUGUGCCUUCAAACCAGCAAGAAUGUUCCAACAACUCUCCAAACGAGCUUUCACAUGCUGAAAGACAAGAACUGCAAAGCAAGUUAACAAAGCUGUCGUCCAUGUUGGAUGAGGUUGAUAGAAGGUAUAAACAGUAUUAUCAUCAGAUGCAGAUUGUAGUAUCAUCAUUUGAUGUGAUAGCAGGGUGUGGAGCAGCUAAGCCUUACACAGCACUUGCACUGCAGACUAUAUCCCGCCACUUCCGAUGCUUGCGUGAUGCAAUUAAUGGUCAAAUUCGGGUAACACGUAAAAAUCUCGGGGAGCAGGAUACUUCAGAAAACAGUAAAGGAGUAGGAAUUUCUCGUCUACGGUAUGUGGAUCAGCAGCUGAGACAACAGAGAGCUCUUCAGCAGCUUGGUAUGAUGCAACAACAUGCAUGGAGGCCUCAGAGAGGGCUGCCUGAAAGCUCGGUUUCAAUACUUCGUGCUUGGCUGUUUGAGCAUUUUCUUCAUCCCUACCCAAAGGAUUCUGAUAAGAUCAUGCUAGCAAGACAAACAGGCUUGACUAGAAGUCAGGUUUCCAAUUGGUUUAUAAAUGCACGGGUCCGUCUCUGGAAGCCUAUGGUUGAAGAGAUGUACAAGGAAGAAUUUGCAGAUGCAGAAAUGGACUCUAAUUCUUCAUCUGAAAAUGCAGUCAAAGCAACGAAGGGUGAUACAAGGACCUCUGAGGACAGAGGUGAAGAUCUGCAACAAAGUGGGAGUUCAUCAGCCACAGAGAGAUGUAGCACUGGACAAUUGAUGGAUUCCAAAUCGGACCAUGUUUCUGAUGUAGAAAUGGCAGUACCAAGUACUGGAGCUGGUUUCCAAAAUGUCACACGUGGAGAAACUGAAACUGAAUAUGGGUUACUGAAGCUAAGGGAAGAGCAGAGGCCUAAUGUGGAUGACUCUAAUCUACUUCCUGAUGCAAUUGCUCAUUCUGGUGGCGGUAAUGAUCGGUUUAUGGCAGCUGCUGCUGCUGCUUAUCACAUGUCAGAAUUGGGGAGGUUUGGAAGUGGAAGCGGUGUCUCUCUCACAUUGGGAUUGCAGCAUUGCGAGGGGGGUAGUAUACCUAUGUCAGGUGGAAGCCAUCAAAGUUUCGUUGCAGUGAGAGGGGAUGGCAUAUACAAUCCUGCAGCAUCUUCUGUAGGAGCCGAAACAGCAGAUUUUGAAUGCAUAAAUCCUGGUAACAGGCAGCACAGGUUCAGUUCCUCUCAUUUGUUACAUGAUUUUGUAGCAUGAAAUGUCCUUGACUGCUGAUUAACAUGGGUUAAUCUUCACAUUAUUCUCUUACGGGGAGAAGCAACAGCCGAGUGAGAGCCAGAUUAUCAACUGCUCGUUCAUCUUGCUUGCCAGUGGUAUUGGAAAGAUAAGUCCUCUGAAUAUGGAGAAAGUAUAAAGACACAGUUGUAAUAUAUCCAGAAACUGAUUGGAGGGUCAGCAUAUUUGUAAAGAUACAUAAUUUUUGUUUAAUAUGUGAAGGGAAAAUGUACAAUUAGUUGCAGCUUCAGUAUUGAAGAAGAAACAUUCCUGAUUUGAAAUAAAGGUAGGAAUUGGGUUGUUCUAUCCAGGUGGACACAAUGAUUUUGAUUGUGCUCUGCACUGUUUUCACAUUGAA